AUGGCGGCUUAUGGAGCUCUGGUUUCUCUUAUGCAUAUCAUAGAUCGCCUUGAAAAACAUCCUUCCCCUCCAAUUUCUAUCGACAAACAGCAAGUUGAAUCUCUCACUCAAAAUGUUACCUUCUUGCAGGAUUUUCUUGAUGCUUAUAUUUCCCCAGUUGUGGAUGGCCAUGAAGCGGAUCCAUUGGAGCGUCGCAUUGCUGAUGCAGUUUAUGCAGCUGAGGAUGUCAUCGAAUCCCAAAUUGUGCUUCAAAUUCAUAACCGAUCCACAAUUCGUGGGAAGAUGUCCAGUUUUAUCAAAUUGUUUCGAGCUCGGUGCAAAUGCGCAACUAUUGAUAGAAAUGAAUUCUAUCACGAUCUGCAACAAGUGAUAGAAGAAAUGAAUUCGAUCUCAACCGCAGCUGAUCAACUGCAGAGAAAGGUUUCCUCAACACAUGCUGCCUCCUCUUCCACUGUUAUCAAGAAGGAUGUCUUGGAGAUUGUUGCCGCAGCUCAACUGCCGAGAAAGGUCUCCUCAACUCAUGCUGCCUCCUCUUCCUAUGUGAAGGAAAGCAUGAUGGUGGGCUUCAAGGAGGUGUUACUUGAAGUGCUGGAUAAGCUCACCGGAGGCCAACGCAGUCGCCAAAUCAUCCCAAUCAUGGGGAUGGGCGGCAUUGGUAAGACCACUCUUGCCCGACAUCUAUUUGAGCAUGCGCUUGUUAAAGAGCAUUUUGAUAUUUGUGCUUGGACUACAAUUUCUCAAACUUAUAAUGUCAGAGAAACACUUAGAGAAGUUCUUUUCCAAGCAAGUGGGGAUUCGGGUAGUGAUCUGAAUGAGGUUGAAUUGGGAGAAAAAUUGUAUAAGUAUUUAUACGAUAGGAGGUAUCUCAUAAUUAUGGAUGAUAUGUGGAGUAUAGAGGUGUGGGACAAGAUCAGGUCUUCCUUUCCUGAUUGCAAUGAUGGGAGUCGAAUCAUUGUAACAACUAGGCUGUCAAACUUGACUUCGCAGUUGAGAGAGUCUUAUGGCGUUGGUAUGAAAUUUCUAGAUGAGGCUAGUAGUUGGGAUUUGUUCACCAACAUUGUGUUUGGGGGAGAAAGUUUCCCUCAUGAGUUGGAGAACAUUGGAAAGAAUAUUGUAGCAAAUUGUAAAGGGCUUCCUUUAUCAAUUGCUACAAUUGGAGGUCUUUUGGCAAAAUCUGAGCGUGCAAGAGAAUAUUGGGUGCGUAUAGAGCAAAAUUUAAAUUCAAUUGUGAUUACGAAUAAUGAUGAAUUUUGCUUGAAAAUAUUGCGAUUGAGCUAUACCUAUCUGCCCAACUAUUUGAAGCCAUGUUUUUUGUAUAUGGGUGUUUUUGAGGAAGAUCGUAGAAUUCGUGUCUCAAUGCUGAAGAAGCUAUGGGUUUCUGAAGGAUUUUUGAAACCCGUGAGUGGAAAAUGUUUGGAAACAAUAGCAAAAGAGUACUUGAAGGAGUUGGUAGAUAGAAAUCUGAUUUUAGUUGAUGAGUUGGGGGAGUUUAGUGGAAAUAUAAAGUUUUGUAAGAUUCAUGAUUUGUUGAGAGACUUAUGCUUGAAAGAAGUUGAAAAAGAGAGGUUUUAUGAUAUCAUAGAAAAGUCUCCUUCAGUAAUAGACAAUGAACGCCGUCGGGUUGUUUUUCAAAAUGUUGGAAGAGGGGUAAUAAGUGAAGUCUCGAGAUCUUUGUCACAUGUUCGUUCUAUAAUAUGUGAUGGGAAUAGCUUUGUAAGGCCUCACAAUUUCAGAUUGUUGAGAACAUUCAGAGCACAUGAUACUGAUAGUUAUCUAUUUGGAGGUAGCAGUGUUCAUUUCCUAGGCGAUGUUUUGCAAUUGGUGAACUCACGGCACCUUGCUGUUACAGUUAAUAGGAAGUCCAAAUUCCCGUCUUCAAUCAAUUUGCUUUGGAAUCUAUAUACGUUAAUAGUUCAGCUGUUUACAUUCCCGUCUUCAAUCAUUGCACCGAUUGAGAUUUGGAAAUUGCAUCAACUUAGGCAUCUCGAGUUUGUGGGAGGGGCAUUGAUUCUCCCAGAUCCUCCGAGUGAGAUGGUUAUGAUGGAGAAUCUACAAACGCUGAGAGGAGCAAAGAAUUUGUAUUUGAAUGAGGAUGUGGUUAAAAGAAUCCCCAAUGUGAAGAAACUGCAUCUAAUUUACGAUGCCAAAGAAAUGGAGGGUUGUCUCAUCAAGAGUUUGAGUGAAUUGAAACAAAUGGAGAGAGCAAACUGUUUGAGCUAUCUUGAGUGUCUGAGUAAAUUGGAAAAAUUGUACUGCCACUUCUCUUUUGAUUGUGGAUAUGAAGAGUAUUUGCAGAGGAUUAGUUUUCCACACUCCCUCAAGAAGUUGACGUUAUAUCUCGAUUUUGAUCUGGAAUUGGACGAGAUAUUGGAAAAGAUAGGGUGGUUGCCCCUUCUUCACAAGUUAGUAUUACAUCGUGGUACCUUCAAAACAGGCAAGUGGGACACUAUUGAGGGCCAAUUCCAGAGCCUCAAGCUACUAGAAUUGAACUUCUGUCAAGGUCUAAAAAGUUGGACGAUGGCAGAGAGCUCCCACUUUCGAGUUCUGCAGGAGCUUCGUCUUCGAAGUUUCGAUGAAUUGGAGGAGAUCCCUUCCGAAGUUGGUGAGAUACCAACGCUGAAAUCAAUUUAUUUGGAAGAUUGCAGUGAAUCAGCGGUAGAGUCAGCUAAAAAGAUAGUACAAGAACAAGAGGAUUUCCAAGGAGACCAACUAGACCUUCAUGUUCGAGCUGUGGUUCCAAAACGACACGAAAGACUGCAGAGCUUAGCAAGUCCCAACUUUGAAGUUACAGUGAGAGGUUAA
Molecule: messenger RNA, 2802 nt
Organism: Salvia miltiorrhiza (redroot sage)
Lineage: Eukaryota; Viridiplantae; Streptophyta; Magnoliopsida; Lamiales; Lamiaceae
Product: putative late blight resistance protein homolog R1A-10
Exons: 1
Coding region: 1-2802 (933 amino acids)
Biological process (GO): defense response to other organism
Molecular function (GO): ADP binding
Source: RefSeq, a predicted model, not a curated record